CACCCACCACCAUCUAAGAAUCCUUACCUCGACGAUUGUCAGUGUUUGAUGAGUAAGGUAGCUUUGGCCGCCAUUGUGACGACGAAAUUCAAUUAGUUGCGCAACAAUCACAUCUUGCAUUGUGCUUCUACCUCCCUUUACCCGAGGCCCAUCUCAAGCAGCUGCCAUGGUUCGCACACGGCCCAUCCAGAAGUUUGCAGCCGCAGUUGGCCAAUGUACAGCAGAGACCUCCAUGUACGGCAAAUGCAUCCUUGCCGACUACAACUCUGUCCACAAGGAUAAGUGUUUGAAGGAGUUUCUCAGACUGAAGGAUUGCUAUCUUGUAUAUCUCACCACUAUGCCCCUUCCUACCUCUGCCUUUACCGAGUCUACUACGUCACUAACGCUCGAGUUUUCCAUCAAAAGGUCGCUGCCCGCAAGGCAAAAUAAUCAUGGAAGAAGCAUAAUAUACCAAUAUCUUAAUCUCUCGAAUCUUGUUGUGAUGAAUUCACUUUUUUUCUUUUGACUUCCUAGUCUUCGUCACUUUCAUCUACUCAUGCACCAGUAAUA
Messenger RNA from Colletotrichum phormii, 549 nucleotides. RefSeq lists its product as uncharacterized. The coding region runs from base 167 to 505 and encodes 112 amino acids. NCBI's taxonomy places the organism in Eukaryota, Fungi, Ascomycota, Sordariomycetes, Glomerellales, Glomerellaceae. The transcript has 2 exons. Gene Ontology annotation, biological process: mitochondrial respiratory chain complex I assembly. Gene Ontology annotation, cellular component: mitochondrion. The record is from RefSeq and is a predicted model, not a curated record.